Molecule: messenger RNA, 369 nt
Organism: Striga hermonthica
Lineage: Eukaryota; Viridiplantae; Streptophyta; Magnoliopsida; Lamiales; Orobanchaceae
Source: the annotation of a GenBank genome assembly
AUGGGCCUCCUUAGUGGAAGAAGCUACAGAUGCAAAUUCUGCAAAACUGAUUUAGCUCUUUUUGAUGAGCUUGUGUCCCGGGCAUUUCAUUGUCGUAGGGGGAAAGCAUACUUGUUUAGUAAUGUAUAUAACAUCACAAUGGGACCAAAUGAGGAGAGGAUGAUGGCAUCCGGAAUGCACACUGUGGCGGAUAUAUUUUGCUGCUGUUGCGGGCAAAUCGUUGGCUGGAAAUACGAGGUUGCUCAUGAAAAUAGCCAGAAAUACAAAGAAGGGAAAUUUGUUCUCGAACGGGGGAGGAUAUUGGAUGGAGUUGACUCGGACUUCUAUAUAGAUACUCGUGCGAGCAGCAGUGAUGCUGAAGAUGCAUAG